GAUCCUUCAUGACUUCAUUUGUAAUUUUAUAAAAAGUUUGUUUCUAUUAGUAUUAGGUUAAUGAAGAAUAAGGUAGCAUAAGCAUCAUCUUCCUAGUCUUAGGUUUGGAUCAGUUUCAAUGGCAUCCACCACCUCCCUCAAACCCAUCCCUUCCAUUAACUUGCCUUCCCAAUCUCACAGAGCUUUAGCUUCCAAUUUCUCUUAUUCAAAGCCUUUUCCCUUCCAUGGCCUCAACCUCUCAUCGGUCACUGAAACCAGUUCCUUCACCUCAUCAAGAUCCUCCAACCCCUUCACUACCACUGCCUUCUUCUUCAACAAGUUCAAGCAGGAGGCCGCUCCACAUACUCCCAAGCCCACAAAAGUUCAAGAGCUACACGUUUAUGAAAUGAACGAGAGAGACAGAAGCAGCCCUGCAGUUUUGAAACUAAGCCAAAAACCCGUAAACUCUCUGGGUGAUCUGGUUCCUUUCACCAACAAGCUCUACUCUGGAGACUUGCAGAAAAGGGUGGGCAUCACGGCUGGACUCUGUGUGCUGAUCCAACACGUCCCGGAGAAAAAAGGCGAUCGCUAUGAAGCCAUAUACAGCUUCUACUUUGGUGACUACGGCCAUUUGUCUGUCCAGGGACCCUAUUUAACGUAUGAGGAUACCUACUUGGCGGUGACGGGAGGAUCUGGGAUUUUCGAAGGAGCCUACGGACAGGUGAAGUUACAUCAGAUAGUGUUUCCCAUGAAGCUGUACUAUACAUUCUACUUGAAAGGGAUAGGUGAUUUGCCAGCUGAGCUUCUAGGGAAGCCAGUGCCACCAUCGCCUGCGGUGGAGCCCAGCGCGGCUGCUAAAGCUACGGAGCCCCAUGGUAGUAUUCCAAAUUUUACCAACUGAUACAUACAGUUCAUAAUGUUGGAGUUAUUGAGCGACCUACUCCUAUUAUUAUGCAGUUAGAAUUAGAUAAAUAAAUCUUUCUUCUCCGAUGUAAUGUUCAUUUUGAUGAGCUAGCAUUAGCGUUGUUGAAGUGUGUGGUUAGAUCUAAAGUUGUGUUAAUAAAAUGUCAAUGUCAGCUAAGCUAACUAAACAAGGACAUCUGGUUGGUUUGAUUUUGGGGUUCAUACAGCACCCACAUCUGUUUCAGUUAAUGUGUACAACAGCCUGUAUUUUAGAAUGAGUUGGAAUGUCACCGAUGAGGGAAUCUAUCCAAAAACAUUUACACCUA
This is a messenger RNA of Gossypium raimondii (Peruvian cotton), 1208 nucleotides long. RefSeq names its product allene oxide cyclase, chloroplastic. NCBI's taxonomy places the organism in Eukaryota, Viridiplantae, Streptophyta, Magnoliopsida, Malvales, Malvaceae. The record is from RefSeq and is a predicted model, not a curated record. Bases 119 to 880 code for a protein of 253 amino acids. The transcript has 2 exons. Gene Ontology annotation, biological process: jasmonic acid biosynthetic process. Gene Ontology annotation, molecular function: allene-oxide cyclase activity.